Messenger RNA from Balaenoptera musculus (blue whale), 1937 nucleotides. Its product is annotated as dystroglycan-like. NCBI's taxonomy places the organism in Eukaryota, Metazoa, Chordata, Mammalia, Artiodactyla, Balaenopteridae. The transcript has 3 exons. Gene Ontology annotation, biological process: morphogenesis of an epithelium; nerve development; muscle attachment. Gene Ontology annotation, cellular component: dystroglycan complex; sarcolemma; dystrophin-associated glycoprotein complex. The record is from RefSeq and is a predicted model, not a curated record. Bases 314 to 1438 code for a protein of 374 amino acids. Gene Ontology annotation, molecular function: calcium ion binding; laminin binding.
UAUAAUCCUUCUAUCAAGAGCUUGCAAGGACUGCCCUUAGAAGAUGAAGGAGGAGAUUACCAGAUCAUGGUGCUAGUGUCUGGGGACUUCUGUUUCCAGCAAACGCAGACAGCCUCCGUCACCUUUACCCUUCAUGUGCUGGAUAGGGAUGAAGUAAAGGAAGCAAGCUUGAUUCCUUCUCCAAGUGGAGUUUCCAGAGACAUCAUUUAGACAAGGUACAGCCAGUUUGUCUCUCACUAAGUAUGAACUGCUUCACGCAACAAAGAUUCUGAAGACAUGUGCUCUCCAUCCUGAAUCUCAGAAACCCGAGAACAUGUCACCCCCAGGUCAACCCAACACAUCUCCAACAGUUGUUAAUCCAAUUCAACUGAUAACAGCAACUGUCGGGCACAGACUCCAUUUCCCAAUCCAUCCUGACACAUUUUAUGAUCAGGAAGAUGGCAGCUCAACUCAUUUGACACUUGCAAUAAAAUCAGUAAAUGAAUAUCCUUCAGGCUCAGAAAGCUGGCUGCAAUUUAAUUUGACUCAUCAAAUACUAUAUGGAUAUCCCCUAGAACUGGAUUUUCAGUAUUCCCCUCAGGAAUUUAUUCUUCGUGCCACAGAUUCUGGGGGCCUGGCUGCUCAGAUGCUUUUCACCAUUGAACUGAAGCUGCCCAGAAGUACACCCUGCCACACUUACACUCUGCGCACUAAAAACAGUUUCUACUCAUUUAUCAAGAAGAGAGAGAAAAUUAGUUUGUUUUUUGCUAAACUCACUGACUAUCUAAACUCCAGUAGCCCUGAACAAAUUGUAUUAACCACCCUGAGACCAGGGUCUACUAUUAUAUCCUGGUAUAACAGAACCUUAUGUGAAGUCAACGGCAGUUCUCUGAAAAGGUGUCCUAACAGAAAAAUUCAGGAAGUGAUGUUUAAACUAAGAAGACCUGAUGGGAAUGUCCAUCCAAAUUUUGCAUAUGCUAUGUCACCGGAAUACAAAAUUGGCACAAUUGAGAACAUCACAUAUGGUGGAAUCUGCCUUAUUCUGGAGCCAGAUAAUGGGUCGUUAAUUGAAAACAGCAUUCUCGCCUCAUCUAACAUAGAAAAUACCCACUGGAUUAGAAAUCUUAUUUUGGCUUUGUUGGUAAGUAUGUGUAUACUGAUUGUGGCAAUAGCAGCAAGUGUAGCUUACCAUUUCUAUAGGAACUAUAAGACUUUUCUUAUUCCUCAGUCCCUGGUGUUUCAAGGGAGAACCUUAAUAAGUAAUUCAGACCAAGAAAUGUAUGUGCUAAGGCCGAGAAAUCCCCCUAUCCUGGAGUGUGAAGUUCCACCCUCACCUGGAUUAUGGAGACGGACACCAUUGUCUUCUCAACAUCAACCUUACAGAGAAAACGUGACCUCUGCCACAGACACAAGAGUAGUCAAUCUUCCAGCCUUCAAAACGUCAACUCCCAUUCCAUAAUGAAAUGGAUCUCACUAGCCAGAGAAGAAGUGAGUAAUACUAUCAGAAAUCCAAAUGUAUCAACAACUGUAUGAGAAACAGGGAUAACUGAUCUAGAAAGCAGGUAAAAUAAACAAUUGCUGAGUCAAAUUGUAAGAAGAUAAGCAAUAAAUAAUUCAUCCUCCAUGUUAACUGUAUUAACAUACUACCAAUUAAUUCUAAUCACUUAUUUCUCCUUAGAAGCCUGAUGGUCAAUUAUAAAUUUAUGUCACCCAGACCACCACUACCAUAAACAAAUCAUGUAAUCAAUCAUCCAUUAUGGAAAGAAAUUACAUCACUGGCAACAGCAUUUCCAAAUGUAAAAAAUGCUGUAAACUGCCAGCCCAAGAUACUCAUUACAACCUUCAGUAUGAAGGCAUAAAUAAUAUAACUAUAAAUAAUAAAUUCUGCAAUAGGUUAAGGUUUGACUGUGUAUAGGAAAGAAUGAUUAAAUGUUUACCUCUCCAUUGUAUUUUUAAAA